UCACUGCUCGCGCUCUGCGGCCGCGAGACUAGAAACCAACACGAGAGAGAGAGACACCUGAGGCACUGAAGAUUCCACUUACACUCAAAACUCUAGCUUAGAAGCAGAAUAUCACAAGUUACCCAUCAAAUAAGAGAAUAUACCACUUGAAAAUGAUGACUCAGAUUGAGCUUUCCGUUCCAUAUGAUAAUGGAUAUGAACCGGACGACUACAUGAUGCAGGAGGACGAAUGGGACCGGGAUUUAUUACUGGAUCCAGCAUGGGAAAAACAGCAACGGAAGACGUUCACGGCCUGGUGUAACUCUCACCUGAGAAAAGCUGGGACACAGAUUGAGAACAUAGAGGAAGACUUCAGGAAUGGCCUCAAACUAAUGCUGCUGCUUGAAGUCAUCUCAGGUGAGAGGUUACCCAAGCCUGACAGAGGAAAGAUGCGUUUUCACAAGAUAGCCAAUGUCAACAAAGCCCUUGAUUUCAUCACCAGUAAAGGAGUGAAACUGGUCUCCAUUGGAGCUGAAGAAAUUGUGGAUGGAAAUGUGAAAAUGACUCUUGGAAUGAUCUGGACUAUCAUCCUUCGCUUUGCCAUUCAGGAUAUCUCUGUUGAAGAGACUUCGGCUAAAGAAGGGCUUCUGCUGUGGUGUCAGAGGAAGACUGCACCUUACAGGAAUGUCAAUAUUCAAAACUUUCAUGUCAGCUGGAAGGAUGGCUUGGCGCUGUGCGCUCUCAUCCACAGGCACAGGCCUGACCUCAUUGACUACGCUAAACUCAACAAGGAUGAUCCAUUAGGUAAUCUGAAUCUGGCAUUUGACAUUGCUGAAAAACAUCUGGACAUCCCCAAAAUGCUGGAUGCAGAGGACAUCCUGAACACCCCAAAGCCUGAUGAGAGAGCUAUUAUGACAUAUGUGUCCUGCUUCUACCAUGCCUUUGCUGGAGCUGAACAGGCUGAAACUGCUGCGAACAGGAUCUGUAAGGUGCUGGGAGUGAAUCAGGAAAAUGAAAAGUUGAUGGAGGAUUAUGAAAGACUGGCUAGUGAGCUGUUGGAGUGGAUCAGACGUACCAUUCCCUGGCUGGAGAAUCGUGUGCCGGAGAAGACUAUGUCGGAGAUGCAGCGGAAGUUGGAGGAUUUCCGAGAUUACCGCAGGAUGCACAAACCUCCCAAAGUGCAGGAGAAGUGUCAGCUGGAGAUCAGCUUCAACACCCUGCAGACUAAACUCCGCAUCAGCAACCGACCCGCAUUUAUGCCCUCUGAGGGCAAGAUGGUUUCGGACAUAGCAAGUGCAUGGCAGGGACUGGACCAGGCUGAGAAGGGAUAUGAGGAAUGGCUGCUGACGGAAAUCAGGAGACUGGAAAGAUUGGACCACCUAGCAGAGAAAUUUAGACAGAAAGCUAGCAACCAUGAGACCUGGGCUGCAGGUAAGGAGGAGAUGCUGACCCGGAAGGACUACGAGUCAGCAUCUUUAAUGGAGCUCCGAGCUUUGCUGAGGAAACACGAGGCAUUUGAGAGUGACCUUUCUGCCCACCAGGACAGAGUCGAGCAGAUUGCUGCUAUUGCUCAGGAGCUCAAUGAGCUGGAAUAUCAUGAUGUUGCAUCAGUGAAUCAAAGGUGUCAAAGUAUCUGUGACCUCUGGGACCAACUGGGUACACUCACUCAGAAACGCAGAGAGGCUUUGGAGAGGACAGAGAAACUUCUGGAGACGGUAGAGCAGUUGUUUCUGGAAUACGCAAAGAGAUCUGCUCCCUUUAAUAACUGGAUGGAGGGAGCCAUGGAAGACUUGCAGGAUAUGUUCAUCGUGCACACGAUUGAAGAGGUCCAGACUCUGAUAGCAGCUCACGAGCAGUUUAAGGCCACACUUCCUGAGGCGGAUGCAGAAAGGCAGGCGAUCCUUGGCAUUCAGCAGGAAGUCCUGAAGAUCUUCCAGAAUUAUGGCAUUCGUGGAGACCUCACCAACCCCUACAGCACCAUAACUACAGAAGAGAUUGCCAUCAAGUGGGACAAGGUGAAGAAGCUGGUUCCCCAGCGUGACAGUGCACUGCAGGAGGAGUUAGCACGACAGCAUGCCAACGAAAGGCUCAGACGCCAGUUUGCUGCCCAAGCCCACCUCAUCGGACCCUGGAUACAGACCAGGAUGGAGGAAAUUGGUCAUUGUUCUAUGGCUGUGGGUGGUACUCUUGAGGAUCAGAUGACGCAGCUGAAGCAGUAUGAGCAUGUGAUCGUCAGCUAUAAACCCAACAUUGACAGACUGGAGGGAGAUCACCAACUCAUCCAGGAGUCACUUAUCUUUGACAACAAACAUACUAACUACACUAUGGAGCAUAUUCGUGUUGGCUGGGAGCUCCUUUUGACUACGAUUGCUCGCACAAUUAAUGAAAUUGAGACUCAAAUUCUGACACGUGAUGCAAAGGGCAUCAGCCAGGAGCAGAUGAAUGAAUUCCGAUCCUCUUUCAACCAUUUUGAUCGGGUGCUAGGGGUAACAAACAUGACUGAUGAGUUUAAAGCAUGCCUGAUCAGUUUUGGGUAUUUAGUAAGUGACAAACAGAAGAAGAAUGGGGCGAUGGAUUCUGAUGACUUUAGAGCCUGUCUGAUCUCGAUGGGUUAUGAUCUGGGUGAGGUGGAGUUUGCCCGGAUCAUGAUGCUGGUUGAUCCGAACACUUCAGGCGUUGUGUCAUUCCAGUCUUUCAUUGACUUCAUGACAAGAGAGACAGCGGACACAGACACAGCUGAACAGGUCAUCGCUUCCUUCAGGAUCCUCUCUGCAGACAAGCCAUAUAUUUUGGCAGAUGAGUUGAGGCGAGAGCUUCCUCCAGACCAGGCAGAGUACUGCAUCAGCAGGAUGCCCCCAUACACCGGCCCCGGGGCCCUGCCUGGAGCCCUGGACUACACUGCCUUCUCCACUGCCCUCUACGGCGAAAGUGACCUUUAACUCUCUCAACAGCUCUGACCUUUUUCAAUCCCAUCACACUUGUUAACCAAAUAAAAUAUUUGUCCAUCAGCCUCAAGAAAUUAAAACGUGGCAAAUAAAUGAGCACAGCUUAGUUUUUUAGUCUCAGUGAAUGGAUGUUGCUAGAUGACUGAUAUGAAAUGUUUAAGUCAAUACACAUGCAAUGUAGUCUGGAAAUGAAAAGAAUGCAAUUUAGAAAGUAAAAAGAACAUUUAACUGUAACAGUCCAAAUUAGUAGUGAAUUUUAGAUUCACUUUCUCAUGAAUUGUUGAAUCCAUGGCAUGGGAAACUAUUUACUGUCUUUCAUGUAGGCUAUGUAUAAUAGACAACAUUUACAAAGACUUUGUCACUUGAAUUACAGCAAAAUCAGCAGUUACGUUACACUAAAUUCAGAAUUCAGUACUGUUAAGUAUGUUAGAUUUUUUUUUUUUUUUUUGCAUUUCACUCUGAUCUUUUCCAGAAAUAAAUCUAUUUUGUAUGGUAGUGUUAAACCCACAGUGUGUAAGAUUUUGCACAUUUGAAUUCUCUCCAAAUGAGAAAGAUUCACCAAACCAUUGUGCUUUUCUUAUUUUGCCUUCUUGUACUGUAGUGUCCCUGGUUACAAAAAGCAACAAAAACAGUAGCCUGACUCAAUUCUCCCCAACAUAAUAACCUAACAGUGCUUAAUGUCAAAUACAGUAAGAGUUUGUCACACUGGCUGAUUUGGUUGUACAUGACAUUUUGAAUAGGGUCAAUGUUUGAACAUUUUCUUAAGUUUGGUGAUUACAUGACGUAUCAAUCUAUGUACUAUUACAGGGCUUGUCAAAUAAAGAAAGCAAAAAACAGGAAUACUUAUGUUAAAAUACAAAAUUUACAGUUGUGGGUAAAAGAAUGUUAGGAAUGAUAGACAAACACAGCCUGCUUAACACACCAUUGUCUAUAUUAAACACAGCAUGCAAACCUUUCACAGUGAAGAGUGAAAAAAGUAUGCAAAUCCCAAAAUAUCAAUCAAGCUUUCAUGAAUACAGCUAAUUUCUCACUAAAAUGUCACACUAAUUCAGUGUACAAUGACAAUGCAUUUGAUUGAUUUUUGGUCAAUUUGUUAACCUAUCAAAUUAGUUUUGAGAUGGAAAAAAAGUGAUUUGUGAAUGUCUGCUGUUGAAUUCUAUAAUCAAGAAAGCCAAAUGUGUGUUUUACAGUGACAUAAAUGAAAUAAACAGUAUGAAAAGGCCAA
This is a messenger RNA of Carassius gibelio (silver crucian carp), 4149 nucleotides long. RefSeq names its product actinin, alpha 2b (gene actn2b). The transcript is spliced from 22 exons. Gene Ontology annotation, molecular function: calcium ion binding; actin filament binding. Gene Ontology annotation, biological process: muscle cell development; actin cytoskeleton organization. Gene Ontology annotation, cellular component: cell projection; cell junction; plasma membrane. Bases 153 to 2918 code for a protein of 921 amino acids. Lineage: Eukaryota; Metazoa; Chordata; Actinopteri; Cypriniformes; Cyprinidae. The record is from RefSeq and is a predicted model, not a curated record.